AAAUUAUGAAAUUGUAGGGGUGUCACUACAAGUGUGGACCUACUAACAUUUGGGAACGCUUUUGCCUUCUUCUUCUUUCUUCUUAGCUCUGUUUCUCAAAUGCUCUAAAACCCCCUAAACCCUACUAUUUCCGACCACCGCGAUGGCUUCGUCGCUAAUCAUCUACCGCCGCAGCUUGAGACUACUCUCUGCCCUCCACCUUUCCUUUUCAUCACUACCAAUCAGCGGCCGCAUUUUAUCAUCAUCAUCAUCAUCAUCAUCAUCAUCAUCAUCAUCAUCAUCAUCAUCAUGUUCACGUUGGGAUUCGCCGCUUGGUUUUCAAUCCCGUACAUUCAGGUCGACGUCAAUCUCUCUUUUGUCUUCUCGUUAUUCAGAGACUCCUGACGCGAUUGGUCCUGAUACCAUCCUCUUUGAGGGUUGCGACUACAACCACUGGCUCUUCGUCAUGGAUUUUCCCAAAGACAACAAGCCUUCACCCGAACAAAUGAUUCGUACCUAUGAAGAGACUUGUGCCAAGGGUCUCAACAUUAGUGUGGAAGAGGCAAAGAAGAAAAUUUACGCUUGCAGCACAACCACUUACACAGGCUUUCAAGCUGUCCUCACUGAAGAAGAGUCCAAGAAAUUUGAAGGUCUUCCCGGAGUCAUCUUUGUGCUACCUGAUUCCUAUAUUGACCCUGUCAACAAGCAAUAUGGAGGAGACCAGUACAUUGAUGGAACAAUCAUCCCUCGACCCCCACCUAUACAAUACGGGAGAAAUCAAGGAGGAAGACGAGACUUUAGUCGACAAGGACAAGGGAAUUCCUCUUACAAUAAUCAGGGCGGAAGAAACUUCGGACCUUCACAAAAUUAUCCACCCCGACAAGGAUCACAAGGAUAUUCUCCCCAACAGAACCAUGGUCAAACAUCGCAAGGAUAUCCACCCCAACAAAACUAUUCACCCCCACGUAACAUUGAUCAAGUACCACAGAGUUACUCCCAACAGCAAACCUUUGGUUCUGCUCCACCACAACAGAGCUUUGGGUCACCAGGACAAGGUUAUGCGCCACAACAGAACUUUGGACCACCAGGGCAAGGAGAAAGAAGAAAUUAUGUGCCACAACAGAACUUCGGACCACCAGGGCAAGAAGAAAGAGGAAAUUUUGCGCCACAACAGAACUUCGGACCACCAGGGCAAGAAGAAAGAGGAAAUUUUGCGCCACAACAGAACUUCGGACCACCAAGACAAGGAGAAAGAGGAAAUUUUGUGCCACAGCAGAACUUCGGACAAACAGGACAAGGAGAAAGAGGAAAUUUUAAGCCACAACAGACUUUCGGAUCACCAAGACAAGGAGAGAGAAGAGACUCCGUGCCUAGUGAAGGUGGAUGGGAUUUCAAACCGUCAUAUAUGGAGGAUUUUGAACAGGCUGACAAAGGGAAUCAUCACGCCAAAGAACAGUCGGGUUCCCGACAAAUAUUUCCGCCUCCUGGCCCGGGCAAUUUUACCGGAUAGGGAAGAUUAUGAUCAUUAUCUGAGUCCGUUUGGGGGCUUGUACCGAACUUACCAAAUAUUUUUUUCUAAGUUGAUUGAAUGUCCUUGCCAAUGGGGUCAAAAAUUGAAUUUGUUGAGUUGUCAUUGUAUAAUCUUUCCAUGUUCUAUUGUCAUUACAAAGAUGGAUGUUGUAUGUAAGGCUUUUACUAGCCGCCUCCUGGUAUGUUUAAACAUGUUUGCAAUGGUUUAUGUCGAAUGCCUUUUUCUUUCCUUGAUGAUAAACAGAUUGAACAUGGUUUUGUUCUCACUUGUAUUGCUUACCCUUAGUCUGGUGUUAUUGAGACUCACAAUUCAAUUUUCAAUUUCUA
This is a messenger RNA of Lathyrus oleraceus (garden pea), 1836 nucleotides long. Its product is annotated as multiple organellar RNA editing factor 1, mitochondrial. The transcript has 5 exons. Gene Ontology annotation, biological process: cytidine to uridine editing; mitochondrial mRNA modification. Bases 143 to 1489 code for a protein of 448 amino acids. The record is from RefSeq and is a predicted model, not a curated record. NCBI's taxonomy places the organism in Eukaryota, Viridiplantae, Streptophyta, Magnoliopsida, Fabales, Fabaceae. Gene Ontology annotation, cellular component: mitochondrion.